CUCAAUGCAAAGACAGGAACCCUACAUAACAUAGCCAUCUCUCUCUCUCUCUCUUACACUGCACAGCCUCUCUCUCUCGAAUCGCCUUCUUGUAUCAUCCAUCUCUUCUCGCGCGUAAUCCCUCUCUGAUAUCUCCGGCGGAGGUAACGGACCUCUCCCGGUGAGAUCCUCCUGUCCUUCCGGUGAGGAUGAUCGUUUUUCUCCGGUACGGUCAAUUUCUGGAUUCUGUCUUCGAUCCCUUCAGACAUGUUUCUAGAUCCGAAUAGUUUGGUUGAUCGUGUUGGAUCCAAAACGUGGUUCCGCAGGAGGAAAGAAAUGCUCUCUUCUCUUGGUUUGAUCUCCGACUUCUGAAAAAUCUUCCUUUUUUUAGCGAUUUUGUUUCUGACAAUUUUGUCUUUGUAAAAAUUCUAGGGUUUUGUAGAAUCUCCGGUGUAAAUAGACUCGCUUGGUUCCUUUCGUUGUUCUUGAGUUAGGAAGGUUUUGUACAGGUAGAGUGAUUGUAGCUCUGAAACUGUUAACACCGGGAAAAAAGUUGUGGAAAAAAAUUUCAAGGCUUUGAACUUUUUGUGUUUUUGGGUUUGGUUUAAAAGUGGCGAAGAUGAAUCUGGGUGCGGCCGAGGAAGAAUCAUCAUCUCAAGAUAUUCACAUCCCAGCUGAUAUCAACUGGGAAAUGCUCGAUAAAUCGAAGUUCUUCUUCCUCGGCUCCGCCCUGUUUUCUGGAGUAUCAGGAGCUCUUUACCCAGCGGUUCUGAUCAAAACUCGGCAACAAGUUUGCCAAUCACAAGUUUCCUGCAUCAGGACCGUGUUUAGGCUCGUUAGCCAUGAAGGGCUGAGGAGUUUGUACAGAGGUUUUGGGACUUCUUUGAUGGGAACAAUCCCUGCUCGGGCGUUGUACAUGGCGGCGUUGGAGGUUACAAAGAGUAACGUUGGCUCUUCGGCUGUUAGUUUAGGGUUUACAGAGGCCAAGGCUGCAGCCAUGGCAAAUGCUGUUGGGGGUCUGACCGCUGCAAUGGCUGCACAGCUCGUUUGGACGCCCGUUGACGUUGUGAGCCAAAGGCUUAUGGUCCAAGGAGGGAGUGGUCUGGUUAACGCUUCGAGGUGUAAAUAUGUUAACGGGUUCGAUGCGUUUAGAAAGAUCAUCAGAUCAGAUGGGCCAAGGGGCUUAUAUAGAGGGUUUGGGAUAUCGAUCAUGACUUAUGCUCCAUCUAACGCAGUCUGGUGGGCAUCCUACUCUGUUGCUCAACGGAUGGUUUGGGGCGGAGUCGGGUGUUACAUGUGUAAGAAAGACGAUGAAGUGAAGAGUGAAUCCGGUAAUAACAAUCCAAUCAAGCCUGACUCCAAGACGAUAAUGGCAGUCCAAGGAGUUAGUGCUGCCAUUGCAGGUAGUGUUUCUGCACUGAUUACAAUGCCACUCGACACGAUCAAGACGAGACUGCAGGUUCUUGACGGGGAAGAUAGCAAUAGCAACAACGGGAAGAAGGGGCCGACGAUCGGGCAAACGGUUAGGAAUCUAGUAAGGGAAGGCGGGUGGAUGGCGUGUUACAGAGGGCUAGGACCUCGAUGUGCGUCCAUGUCGAUGUCCGCAACGACCAUGAUCACUACUUACGAGUUCUUGAAGAGGCUGUCGGCCAAGAACCUAGAUGGGGUUUGCUCUUAAGUCACAAUGACCGGACAGAAGAAGAUACCGAAGUUUCUUUGUUCUUGUCUCUUUCUGUCUGUCAAGCUUUAGCUAAUCAGUUUUGUUCUUUUUCUACCUUCUUGGUUUCCGCUCUUUGUGAUGAAUGUGUCAAAAUCUUGGGUGUUUCUAAAUAAGAAAUGUUAUUUGCUCUGA
Tarenaya hassleriana is the source of this 1831-nucleotide messenger RNA. Its product is annotated as solute carrier family 25 member 44. The record is from RefSeq and is a predicted model, not a curated record. The transcript has a single exon. The coding region runs from base 599 to 1657 and encodes 352 amino acids. Gene Ontology annotation, biological process: transmembrane transport. NCBI's taxonomy places the organism in Eukaryota, Viridiplantae, Streptophyta, Magnoliopsida, Brassicales, Cleomaceae.